AAAAGCGAAAAAAAGGAGGUAGCGUCUUUUACUUCUCCUUCACUGAAUGAAGUAAUGAUCCUUAGAGUGGUCGAAACAGACAUGGGGGAUUCGAAGGUGGAGACCAUCUCGCGACUCGCUCAAUGGAGGAUCGAGAACUUCGGCCCUUGCUCUUACAAGAAAUCCGAUCCGUUCAAGGUCGGAAUCUGGAAUUGGCACUUAUCGGUGGAGAAGAAUCGGUAUCUCUAUGUUCGUCUAUUUCCAGAGCCAUCUCGGACGGCCAAAGAGCAGCCUCCGAUUGCUAAAUUUGUGCUUCGAGUCUCGAAUGCUGGAGCUAAUCGCAGACCCUUUAUCUCUCCAAUUAAUGAGAGAUUGCUACGAACUUGUGAAGACUUCGUUUUCCCUGUUGACUCUACAUUCCAUGGUCGCUUCAUCAUUGAUGUUGAGUUUCUUGACCUGAAGAUCUACCCUCUAAAUGGUGCAGAGGCUAUUUCCAUAUGGCCCAGUGAUGGAAUGAUGCAAUCUGUUUCAACCCAAAGCACUCUUCGAUGCCUCUCCCGCAUGCUGAAUGAGGGCAUCCAUGCUGAUGUUACCAUCAAUACUGCAGCUGGCACUAUAAAAGCUCACAAGGCAAUUCUCUCUGCGAGUUCCCCUGUAUUCCAGAGCAUGUUUCGUCACAAUCUGAUGGAAAAGGAGUCGUCCACUAUCUAUAUAGAAGAUAUGUCACUUGAAUCAUGCAUGGCACUUCUUAGUUACUUAUAUGGAACUAUUAAACAAGAGGAUUUCUGGAUGCAUCGGCUGGCACUUCUUGGGGCGGCAAACAAAUAUGAUAUCGUGGACUUAAAAGAUGCUUGCGAGGAAAGCCUCUUGGAAGACAUCACCUCAGGAAACGUUCUUGAGAGGCUGCAGGAGGCCUGGCUUUACCAGUUGAACAAGCUGAAGAAAGGAUGCUUGAUGUACUUGUUUGAUUUUGGCAAGAUAUACGACGUUAAAGAGGAAAUUAGUAACUUUUUCAAGCAGGCGGACAGGGAACUGAUGUUAGAGAUGUUUCAAGAGGUACUUACAGUGUGGAAACCGGUAUAGUUUAAAUCGAGAAAUAUCUCGAUUGCAAUUUAGGUAGUUGGUGUAUGUCUGUAGGGUUUUCGGUGUAAUAUAGUAAUUGUAUGGGCAUGCCACGGUGGGUCUUCAUCUUGUGAUUUGUGGAUAAGGAGGUUUUAGCUGUGAAAAGUAAGUAGAGUAACUACUGUAAGUUUGUGAUGGUAUAUGAUGUUGUGAUUAGUGUGCCAUCUUCAUUUUCA
Molecule: messenger RNA, 1277 nt
Organism: Tripterygium wilfordii
Lineage: Eukaryota; Viridiplantae; Streptophyta; Magnoliopsida; Celastrales; Celastraceae
Product: BTB/POZ domain-containing protein At1g21780
Exons: 4
Coding region: 55-1062 (335 amino acids)
Molecular function (GO): protein binding
Source: RefSeq, a predicted model, not a curated record